AUGGCUGUUCUACAGACCUCCAUCGCGAUUUUCGUCGCCCAUAUCAUCCUUUUGCUUGGCUUGCCAGGCUCUUUGGUCGCAGCUGCGCCAGUCGCCGCCCCAGUUUCUCUGGUCAAUAAUGUGUUGGCGACAACUGAGAAGAGAUCUGCCGCUUCAAGCUACUGGGUCGCCAAUGUAGAGCGCCAGGGUGUCAUCCCCUUCGCCAAUACACCUGAUUACAAGAUCUUCAGAAAUGUAAAGGACUAUGGUGCUAAGGGCGACGGGUCCACGGACGACACUGUCGCGAUCAACAAGGCAAUUUCUUCUGGAGGCCGCUGUGGUAAGGGUUGUGAUUCCUCUACCACAACUCCCGCUAUUGUCUACUUCCCGCCAGGUACCUAUGUUGUCUCAAAGCCCAUCCUCCAGUUCUACUACACUCAGAUCGUCGGUGAUGCUGUCGAACUGCCCAUCAUCAAGGCCUCCGCCAAAUUCACAGGUAUGGCUGUGAUUGAUUCAGAUCCAUACGAGGACAACGGCGACAAUUGGUUCACCAACCAGAACAACUUCUUCCGGGCUAUUCGUAACUUGGUCAUUGACCUGACCAGCGUCCCCGCUGGCUCUGGCGCUGGUAUCCAUUGGCAAGUCGGCCAGGCUACUAGCUUGCAGAACAUUCGCUUCGAGAUGGUCAAGGGUGGUGGUCAGGCCAAUAAGCAGCAGGGUAUCUUUAUGGACAACGGAUCCGGUGGUUUCAUGUCCGACUUGACUUUCAACGGCGGUAACUACGGCAUGUUCCUUGGUAACCAACAAUUCACCACCCGCAACUUGGUCUUCAACGACUGCCAGACUGCUAUCUUCAUGAACUGGAAUUGGGCCUGGACUUUUAAGUCCCUCAAGAUCAACAACUGCGAGAUUGGACUGAACAUGUCUACCUCGCCUUCCAACCAGACUGUUGGCUCUGUGUUGAUGCUGGACAGCAAGCUAACCAACACCCCCACUGGUAUCGUGACUGCGUGGACCCAGGAGAGCAUUCCCAUCGGUGGUGGUGACCUUAUCUUGGAUAACGUGGACUUCUCUGGCUCCAAGGUCGCUGUGGCUGGUGUUAAUGGCAACACUAUCCUGGCAGGUGGCUCUGUCGUCGCCAACUGGAUUCAGGGUAAUACUUACACCCCGUCCAGAACUAUUCACAAGCGUGCCAGCGAGCCUCAGCCUGAGCUGGUCACCGUUGUCCAGACCGUUACGGAGACUGUACUUGCCUGUUCAGCCUCAAACGGCCUUCCUAGCGCUAGCCUUGCGGGCGGCGAGGCUCCUGCCCCUGCGAAGACUUCAUCCCUUGAAUCUGCCCCCGCUCCUUCUCCCGCCCCGGGUCCUGGUAUCAGCAGCGACACCGAUCGUUUUCCUGGGCCUUCUUCUCCCACUGGGAUCCCCGGGCUGAAUUCUGUGUUCUCUCUCCUGGCUGGAUGGUCUUCUGAGGCCUUCGAAGUCCCCGAGCCCACUCCCGCAGCUGCUCCUUCCAGUGAAGCCCCUGCAACUUCCGCAGUGCCGAUUAGUUCUUCGCACCCCAGUGCACUCUCUACCCACCAACCUGCUGUGCCCGCCGCCUCCACUGUUGCGUCUGCUACAAGUUCUGCCAGCGGCUCUGAAAUUAGCCAGGGCCCCGAGUCUGAUAGUGAUGGCGACUUUGGCUUUUGCCCAGGCGCACGCCCCGUCGGCUCUGCCCACACACAGAGCAUUAUGAGGACUGCUUCCAAGCCCGCUGGUCUGCUCAACGGGGGCGCUAUCUUCGAACGCUCCAAGCCACUGUAUGAGGACCUCCCAGCCUCCUCUUUUAUCAGCGUCAAGUCUGCCGGCGCCAAGGGUGACGGAACCACUGAUGACACCGCGGCCAUCCAGAAGAUCUUUGAUAGCUACAAGGAUGGCCAGGUCAUUUACUUCGAUCACGGUGCCUACGUUAUUACCUCUACCAUCAAGGUUCCCAAGGACAUCAAGAUCACUGGUGAGAUCUGGCCCAUGCUCAUGGCACAUGGCGAGAAGUUUGCCAACCAAGCGAAACCUGUUCCUGUCUUCCAGGUUGGCCAACGGGGUGAAACUGGCUCUGUCGAGAUGAGCGACCUCAUUAUCACCACAAAGGGUCCCGCCCCUGGCGCAAUCCUCAUGGAGUGGAACGUUGCUGGAUCUUCUCAAGGUUCCGCUGGUAUGUGGGAUGUUCACUUCCGCAUUGGUGGCGCAGCUGGCACCGAGUUGCAGAGCGACACCUGCCCCAAGACCCCUAAGGAGGAGACCACACCCAAGAAGGAGUGCAUGGCUGCCUUUAUGCUCCUGCACAUUACCCGAACGGCCAGUGCCUAUCUCGAGAACACCUGGUUCUGGACUGCCGAUCACGAGCUGGAUCUCAAGGACCACAACCAGAUAAAUGUCUACACCGGUCGCGGUGUGCUCAUCGAGUCGCAAAAUCCCGUUUGGCUGUGGGGUACCUCAUCGGAGCACCACCAGCUGUACAACUACCAGGUCUCAACUGCGAAGAACGUCUUCAUGGGCCUGAUUCAAUCUGAGACUCCGUACUACCAGUCAAACCCGAACUCACUGACCCCAUUCACCCCACAACGCUUCUGGAACGACCCUGAGUUCUGGAACUGUAAGACAAACUCUUGCCGCAAGGCCUGGGGUUUGCGUGUACUACGCUCCUCGGAAGUCUUCGUCUACGGUGCAGGUCUCUACAGCUUCUUCGAGAAUUAUGCUCAAUCCUGCCUCAACUCCGAGGACUGCCAAGAGAAUAUGGUCGAGGUCGAUUGUUCGGAUGUCAAGCUGUAUGGCCUUAGCACAAAGGCCGCUGUCAACAUGGUUACCUCAAACAGAGGCAGGCCUCUAGUCCCCGCCAAGCCAAACAACAGCAAUUACUGUUCUACCAUUGCUCUCUUUGAACAGCUCGUCUAG
Messenger RNA from Penicillium vulpinum, 2910 nucleotides. RefSeq names its product glycoside hydrolase family 55 protein. The coding region runs from base 1 to 2910 and encodes 969 amino acids. Gene Ontology annotation, molecular function: polygalacturonase activity. The record is from RefSeq and is a predicted model, not a curated record. NCBI's taxonomy places the organism in Eukaryota, Fungi, Ascomycota, Eurotiomycetes, Eurotiales, Aspergillaceae. The transcript has 2 exons.